AUGCAGAAGUGGUUUUCAGUAGGCGGCGGCGAUAAUGAAAAUUCGCAAUUGCAAACGACGUCGCAACCACCAUCUUCUCUGCUGGCCGAUUGGAAUUCAUACGCAGCUACCAAAUCAUCAGAAGAAAGUAGCAGCAGCUCCUUUGCCGCAGUUUUCGAUCUAGAAUCUGCGGUCAGGUCCGCCAACGACACCGUCUCCGGCACAUUCGACGUGGUUUCGAAAGGAGUGAGAGAUUUACCAGGAAAUUUUCAGUCUGCCACUAGUCAUAUCCCAUCAGGAAAAGCGCUCAUGUACUUUGGCUUAUUCCUGGCAAGUGGAGUCUUCUUUCUGUUUAUUGCGUUUACUUUAUUUCUUCCGGUCAUCGUAGUGGUGCCUCAGAAAUUUGCCAUCUGCUUUACUGUUGGAUGCUCCUUCAUUAUUGGGUCAUUCUUUGCCCUUAGAGGUCCAACGAAUCAGUUUGCCCAUAUGUCAUCGAAGGAGAGACUCCCCUUUACAUUGGCAUUCAUAGGCAGCAUGAUGGGAACCAUUUACGUUGCUAUGGUGCUCCAUAGCUAUAUUCUAACUGUGCUCUUUUCAGUGCUUCAGGUGCUGGCACUGGUAUACUACGCUAUUUCCUACUUUCCUGGAGGAUCUGCUGGAUUGAAGUUUAUUUUGUCCUCUUUGACUUCUUCAUUGUUGAGAUGCUUUGGCAGGUGA
Molecule: messenger RNA, 696 nt
Organism: Fraxinus pennsylvanica
Lineage: Eukaryota; Viridiplantae; Streptophyta; Magnoliopsida; Lamiales; Oleaceae
Source: the annotation of a GenBank genome assembly